CCUCAAGAUGGCGGCUGUGGAAGAUAGAACGAAUUCGAACCCUUUGGUUCAACCCUUGUUAACGGAUCUUUAUCAAAUUACAAUGGCUUAUGCUUAUUGGAAGAGCGGAAAAGUAUUGGACAAUGCGGUAUUCGAUUUGUACUUUCGCAGGAAUCCUUUCCACGGAGAAUUCACGGUUUUCGCUGGGCUGGAAGAAUGUGUUCAUUUUGUAAGAAACUUCAAGUUUUCAGAUUCAGGUAAAUAUUUAAACAGUUGUUAUUCGUCAUCGAGAUUUACUAGCUGCUUUAAGAUAACUAAUAAGUUUACUUUUUCUGAUCAUAAUCGUUCAACUAAAAUCCAGUUCAAUUCUAAAUUAACUGUGGAACCGGAUACCCGUGGAAUAUUUAUAAACAAGGGAAAGACCACAACAUUAAUUAUUGAUAAUUAUCGAUUUACCACAGUUUAGACGAACUAGCUACCCAGCAGUUAAUUAUGAACAGUUUUACCGACUUGACCAUGCUAGGCGCAAUCUUUUUCUUUCGAAUCGAAUCGUGUUUGUUUGUACAGUACAAAGUCGAUGAUGGUCACAUGGUCACGCGAAAACAGUGCUUUUUGUUUGUCACAUGAUUUAGGGUAGAGGUUAGUUCUAAAAUUUGCUCCCAUAGCCCCAGGGAAGAACUUUAAUCCAUAAAAGACAACUGACACUCCCAGAAGUGACUAACAUGUAACAUAUGUAACUUCUUCUUUCAUAUUCAUAUAUUAUCCAGCAAACAGGUAAUGAGAAUACCCAAACUUAUCUGGUAGAAGUUGUUAUCUCGAUCUAACACCAAAUUCUUCAAACCAAUUUACAAGGAAAUUUGCAGCAGUUAGAAGGGAGAACUAACAAUUAGAUCUUGGAAGUUUUAAGGCUAAAGAAGUCUGUUCAAUCAACAUAGGCCUUUAUGGCUUCAACCUCAUAAAGUGCUGUUCACAACAAAACUGAUUCACAAAUAUCUUUUCAUUUAAAUUUCAGAUAUAUCUUAUCUCAAAACAAUAUUACCAGCAACAGUGGAAGAAGAUUUUUACAAGUUUCUUAGAGAUAUAGACACAAGUAAGGUUACUCUAAGUGCCAUGUUGGAGGGAAGCAUUGUCUUCCCAAAAAUUCCUUUGAUCAGAGUGGAAGGACCACUACCAGGUAUGCAAUGUGAAAUACCAAAGGCCUGUGAUGUUAUCUUGCCUCCGCCCAAAGAUUGACACAGAAUGAACACAUUUGUGAAUAGAACACAACUUGUUACAAUAACAUAAUUUAAUUUUGGCCAUAGUAUAUUAUUGUAAUUAUUAGUUUCUUGUUUAUGUAACAUAAGAUAGGUAUCUUUUAUCUUAUGGUUUAUUAAAGACUUCAAAAAGACUGAAAAAAUUAUAAAAAAAUAACCCUUUCACUCUUAAAAGUGAUCAACAAGUAAUUUCUCCUUACUCAAUAUCAAAACAUUGUCAAGUGCAAAUAUGAUGACAAGAAACAGAAAUAGAAAUUUUAACAUUUUAUUCUUUCAUCCCAUCCAGAAUGAGUAAUAACACUCUUCCAUUCUUAAAAGUGUGUAAUGAUUCCAUAGAUAUUUGGUAGUUUUUUUAUUCACUUCUGUUUGUUUUUGCUCAGUGAUCCAACUCAUGGAGACAACUCUCCUCAACUUAGUGAACUUUGCAAGGUAUAAUUGUUUAAGUGUUGUUGAGUGCAUAUUUUCCAAUGGACAUCUAUUGAAGUCAAUAUUUUCUCUUAAAUCUUUCAAAGUCCCUUUUAGUUGGUCAGUCCCCUUUGUGUUCUUACGCACAUAAAGCCUCGGCCAGAGAGUGCCAUUGGUUUUUUGUCUGUUGCCAGUCAGUCACUUGUCAGUCAAGUUUCCCUCAUGUCUUGCUUCUGUCUCUCAGUUCCUUUUAUAGUUUGCCUCCAAGUUUCCUGAGAUAUGUCUACAAAUGUACACAGUAACAAAAAUGGCAAAAAUUUGUCAAAUUCGUCACAUCCACUAAGCUGAUUUCACUGUGACAAAUUUGACUAAAAUUUCUUCAAAAUUGUCAAUUCUGCCAAGCUGAUUUCGCUGUGAUGAAGUUGACUAUAAUUUGCCAAAAUUGUCAAAUCCAUGAACAUUCACUCAGUUUGGUAAAUUUUGUCAACUCUGCUAUUUUCAUCACUGCUUAAGUUUCCUUGGGGCCAUCUCUCUUUCACCAGCCAUGGAAAGUCCAAUAGAGGACAACUCUAUAGAGGGCCUAGUCCUUCUGCAUACCCAAUAGCUAUGUGACUAUCAAAUAUAAUUACCCAAUUUAAGUAUAUUUAUUUAAUUGUUGGUGAAAUACACCUUAUGGAAUAACGUAAGAUGAAAAGCUUGCAACAUUUUCUGUUGUAAUGAGAAUAAACAUUUAAUGUAAUGAAUAUGUGUCAAUUUUCAUCUCAAUUAAUAACUAUUACAGAUGAAAGAUAUAACUCUUAACUGCUGUUUUUCCUUUAGCUUAGUAGCUACAAAUGCAGCUAGAUUUCGCCUUGCAGCUGGAUGGAAUAAAUCUUUGAUUGAGUUUGGGUUACGCAGAUCUCAGGGCCCAGAUGGAGGAUUGUCAGCAUCAAAAUAUUGUUACAUUGGAGGUGAGGAGAUUCCUGUAGUAGAGUCACUUUUGAAAUUACAGGAAAAAAAACCUCCCAUUUCUGUGAUUGAUGUUACCAGUAGUUUUUGUUUGUUACAUUGUUGUCUAGUUUUGCUUUUCCCAUCCUUGGUAGUGAGAUAUGCAUGUCAAGAGUUAAAUUUGAAAUUAAUAAAGUGGUUUUUGAAGUUACUUAAAUUUCAUUGUUAGGAUUUGAUGGCACAAGUAAUGUUUUAGCUGGAAAGUUAUGUGGCAUUCCAGUCAAAGGCACACAAGCACAUGCUUUCAUUACAUCAUUCACACCAGAUGAACUUCCAUCAGUUGGCAAACUGCAGCCUACAGAUAAGAGUAAGGAGCCUAGAGACUUUUAUCCUGUAGUGUUAGAUUGGCUGAAGAAAGUUUGUCCUGUGCUGCGUGUUCUGGAAAGUGAGGUCCAUGUCGGUGAACUGGCAGCAUUUUCAGCAUAUGCGGUGGCCUUCCCGGAGACAUUCCUAGCACUUGUUGAUACCUAUGAUGUGCUAAGGUACAGAAAGAAAGAAAGAUGUAGAUCAAUGUCAGUAUCUGAGCAACAGGGCACCUACCCCUCCCUUAACCCAACAUUAAUGGUAACUUGUUAUCAGUGAACUGUUGUCAGGCUAGGGGAGGGGUAGAUGGGCAGUUGCUUAGAUAGCGACAUUGAUUUUAAGAUAUAGUAAUCUGUGUGCCCAGUAGUGUCUUGUGACCUUGUUGAUUUUGCCUUAUGGCUGUGAGAAUUACAGACCAGAAAUGGAAAAGGGUGUGAAAACUUUGAAUAAUAAUUCUAAUGGCCAACUUUGGCUUUCUGCAAUGAAUGCUUUCACCUAAACUAUGUUGCAGUAGUUACUGACAUUUUUAUUUUUACUAGGAGUGGUAUCCCAGGAUUCUCUGCAGUGGCAUUAGCUCUCAACGAUUUUGGCUACCGAGCCUUAGGGGUGCGACUUGACUCUGGAGAUUUGUCAUACACCUCACUACAGAUCAGAAAAGCUCUAGAAAAAGUGGCAGAUGUGUAAGUACUAUCAGUUAUGUUUCUAGAUGCUGCUUAUUUUUAAUUGAAACCUUAAUCUUUCACCCCAACCUUGUAGAGUGUAUCGCUUCGCUGGGCGCCUCGUAAGCAGAUACAAACAAAAAAAAAGAUAACGUUGUGGCUGCGUGCUUUUACUACAUGGCCAAUCGGGCUGAUGGGAGAUUUACCGAACUAGUUUCCAGUUUCUCACAAUUGUACUUCGCUGCAUUUCAACCACGCUUUAGGGCACAUUAGUAAACAAGUACUUAUCUCUUUUAUAGAUUUGGUUUACCGUGGUUUGCUACACGAAGUAUUGUGGCUAGCAAUGAUAUUAAUGAAGAUACACUUUUCUCUCUAAAUCAACAGGUACCUGAAGAUUCUUAUGUCAUAUUUAUAAUUAUUAGUGAUUUCUCAAUAAGAACACGAGCAAUCGCUCCUUCUCGGCGAAGUCCGUCGCGUGAGUGAAAAAAUAACAUCAGUGAAAAAAAAUUAACGUUAGCGCGUCGCGCCUCAUUCGUAGUGACUUUUUUUUCACUCGCGCGACUUCACCUAAAACUACUCCUAGUCUAUUUCUCAAUUGGCUGGAAACCUAAAUCCUCGAAUUUGAUCGAUUGAAAAUGUCAUCCGCUCAUUUAAUUUGUUUGUUAUUAUUUUUUGUUCUCAGGGUCAUGCUAUAGAUUCUUUUGGUAUAGGAACUCAUUUGGUAACUUGUCAAAAGCAGCCUGCAUUGGGAUGUGUCUUUAAGGUAACAGAGGAGGGAGAGGCUAAUUGACUAAAUUCCUAAGAAGCCGUAUUGAGUCGACGAAGCUCAACCCUCGAACAAAAGUCGCAUUUGAGAGAAAAAUUACCUUAAAGCGCCGCCCACGAAUGAGCAUCGGUGCGAUGCCUCUUCGUGGAAUAUAGUUACCCCUUCUUUUCAAUGUCUCUUCCCAGAUUUUUCAAAAUGCGCAGUUGGUUUCUAGAGGUCCAGGACUUUGUCGGCAAGACAGGCCAGUGCAAUGUACAGAAAGCAAGUCAAUUUUUUUUUUCACAAACACGAGACAGUGGAAGGGUAAUUUAUUCACAGACUGACUCAAAUAAUUUCCAUGCCAAGUAGUCUGAUAUCGAUAAACGCGAAGUCAAUGUAAAAUUAUAUUUGUCGUAUUUUGAAGGGACGUGUUAGUCGCGUGUUCUAGUGUCACCUGUCUUUUCAAUGUUAUUUACUCGUCCAGCAAAUUUCUGAAGCAGUCGACAUCUGAAACUUAAAAAAGUUCAGCGUUUUAUUUAAUCGUAAGGCUCCGGGGUAACGUUCGAAAUGUUCCACUAUUUUUGACAGCUUGUUGAACUAAAUGGCGAUGCUCGAAUGAAACUCAGCCAAGACAUAGAGAAAGUUACGAUACCUGGAAAGAAGGAGGCCUUCCGUUUGUACGGUGGAGACGGUAGUGGAUUACACUUUGAUUACAGUUAAAACCCUCAAAUUUAUUGCGUUCGAUGACGUUGAUUUUUCCCCAAUGCUGAUCGGACGAAGUUAGAGUUUUUUCAGAUUUAUUAGAGCCUAACCUUUCCGAAGAAUCUAGGUUCGAGUCCUAGCCAGGUUCAGUUGUGUUCUUGGACAGAACACUUUGGUCGUAGAGUGUCCCUCUCCACCUAGGGUUGUAAAUCUGUAAUGGUGAACUGUAAGGGAAACUUUGAAUAAGGGGGGGGCUGAGUGGGUUACUCAGCAGUUGGACAACCAUCCCAUCCAGGUAGGAGGAGGAUAGGAGGGAUAUUCUUUUUUUUUUGCUUCAUAUUUCAGAAAGCGGGAUUGAACAGGGAUUAUUGAAGAUUAGCCUGACCUAAUGAUAGUUUCGUUUCGAAUUUUUACUCCUGAUUUGAUUCAGAAUGCUAAGUCAUCACAAAUUUGUUGUGGUUUUCAGGGCGGGCCCUUCUUGAUCUCAUGCUCAGGUGCGACGAGGUGCCUCCGUCUCCGGGAAAACGCGUGCUGUGCCGGCAUCCGUUUGAUGAGGCCAAGCGUGCAUAUGUGUGUCCUUCCCAUGUAGAACCUUUAUAUCGUGUCUACUGGAAAGAUGGCAAGGUGGAGUAGAGUUCUGUCAUUACUCUCUCUGUAUACGUUUCUCACAUUAGUGGUAACCUCCAGUUUGGGUGUAAUUAUUGUUGCGUCAGACUUCGGAUGUAAAGGUUCUUAGGCUAGGGUUGACAGAUUAACCACAUGUACUCCAAGUGAACUUCCCAAAGAUCAACUCGCAGCCUGGGUACCCAGUGGAUGACCUACUUAGGUGAAGGACUUGAAGUAAAACUACCUAGGCUUUGAUAUUUGCUAAACUUAUACGAAAAUUUUUAAACCAAGUUUAUCUGAAGUACACACCUACUUGAAAAUUUUUAUUCAAACUUCAGACCAUACUCAAUAUUUAGGCCUGCACCUAAGAAAUUUCAACUUUUUGUCCUUUGUGUGGUCAGUUUCUACGUCUAAGCGAGGCCCAUUUUGAUAUACAAGCGCUUUCCCACAACUCAUCUUUUCUUCCCAGAUUUGCAGCCCAUUACCACCUCUAUCGGAGAUUAAAGAAAGAGUGAAGGAUUCGUUAACAAAGUUUCGGCAAGACCAUCUGAGAGCCUUGAAUCCUACGCCUUACAAGGUACGUCAAAUCUUUUUAAAACAAGCAAGAGUGCCUGAAAUGCGAGAAUGCUUGGUUAGCUCAUGUUGUGCAGUGUCGGACCGCCCUGCGGGAGGUCGAGGAUUAAAAAAUUAUUGAAAUAACUGGAGAGAAUGUGUUGCCUUUGCUAUGCCAUCCGCAAAUGGUUAGACAUCCUAGUCUUCUCAGAAAAGGACGAUAAACCUUAGGGGCUAUCUCCUUUAUCUUCUUUGUACUGGUUAGUAGGGAACGUUAAAGAAUCCGCACACUUCUCACAAAAAGCAGGGAACGUAUCUUCCGGUGUUGUGGUCUGGCUUUGUUUUUUUUAAUUCAGGCCCUUUUAAACCCGCUUUAAAGCUGCACUGGGCUAGCCUGUCUCGGUUGUUUAUUUCUUAUGAUGGUUUUAAAAUAAUCUUUGGUCUAGGUUUGUUUUUAAUUACAAAACUUGUUUUGUUUUUUGUUUGUUUUCUUGUUUUUUAUCUGUUUUCACGUCUAAUGCUUUCAUUAGCGAAGGGAUGUUUAUUUAUUUAUCUUAGUAUUUCCUUACGUUUUCUUUCAGGUCUCUUUAAGUGACAAGCUGUACACAUUUAUGCACCAACUCUGGCUAAAUCAUGCUCCUAUUGGCGAAUUGUUUUAGAAAGCGAGAGCUUUUACAAAAUAUAGCUUCAUACAUCCACGUCACCUUACAGUAACAACAAUAACUUCCUUCUUCUAUCUUUUGUUAUCAGUCGAAGGGUUGUACACGUCCAAAAAAAGCUUAAUAUUAUUUGAAAGCUCCUUUAAUUUAUGAAGAAUUGUCUGUUCGCGCACUUUUAAAUUAAUUGCUCACUCCAGUAACAUGAGGAAAGCAUUAUUGUUAAUUAUGUUACAGCAAAUGAGAUUUCACAACAGAUUUUGCCAACGCACGUUUCGGAGAACUGAGUUAGUAUUUUUCCAUGUCAAUCGUGUAUUGUAAUAUUUUACAGGGGUACAGUAAAAUUUAUAUUUAUGAUCUGUCUUUUAAAAUAAUCAGCUACAGAUUAGCAUAUUAUAUAGUUAUAUAAACCGCAAUACGCGAAAACAGAAACAUUAAAUGUCAUCACGAUUUAUGAAACAUAAUAAAAGAACUUUUCUCAAAUGGUUCCCAUUUUAUUCAUAUCAUUGCAAAAUUUAAGAAAAAAUGACAUUAAGUUAGUAAAUGUGCUGAGAGAGGAGGGUAAAUAAACUGCCUAAGAUCUACUUAAUUAUUAAAUAGAUGAGGAAGGUAAAGAAACUAAAUACUUUAUAGGUUAAGAAAAUUGAAGAAGAACUGGUCGAUAAAUAAAUAAGUUGUGCACAACAAGGUAUUUAUAUAAAAGCGGUAGAAAACAUACAGUUUGAUUGAUUUAAUGUGAUGUAAUGUCUAUUAGUUUUAAAUAAUAUUUUAAAGAGGAAUCUUAAUUUUCCAGAACAUUAAAUAAAGAUUUCUUCAUUUCUUUAUUAAA
Pocillopora meandrina is the source of this 7676-nucleotide messenger RNA. The record is from the annotation of a GenBank genome assembly. NCBI's taxonomy places the organism in Eukaryota, Metazoa, Cnidaria, Anthozoa, Scleractinia, Pocilloporidae.